Molecule: messenger RNA, 1370 nt
Organism: Beta vulgaris subsp. vulgaris (sugar beet)
Lineage: Eukaryota; Viridiplantae; Streptophyta; Magnoliopsida; Caryophyllales; Amaranthaceae
Product: 2-hydroxyisoflavanone dehydratase
Exons: 1
Coding region: 402-1370 (322 amino acids)
Molecular function (GO): hydrolase activity
Source: RefSeq, a predicted model, not a curated record
AAUCACAUGUACUAGCAUUAAGUCCAUAUAAUUCUGCACUAAAUUAAUAUGCGCCAGAUUCAUAUAAGUUUUUUACCAGAUUAAUUGGCCACAAAUAGAUUUAAGUAACAUGCCUAACAUUAGUUUAUUAAUCCUAACAAAAAAAAAAUCCAAGAAUAGUGAUUAGAAAAACAAUGGUAGUAAAGAGAUAGGAGAGAAAAGAAACUAAAUUAACCAUUAACUUAUCUCUCCUUAACCAUCAAAAAAAAAAUUAUGAAUGGUCUAGAGAGAAUAUUGGUGUAAUAGAAAGAUUCAAUAUUUCAAUGUAUAUAUAUAGAUAACUUUCAACCCAAACAAAAAUCUCUUACAUUAAACAACACCAAAAUUUUAUUUUUUCAAAAAAGUUUGUAAAAGGUGAAAAAAUGACGAGCAAUGAUGAUAAUAAUAUAGAAUUAACUAAAGAAUCAUCAAAUUCAGAUGAAAUUCUUCAUGAUUUUUUACCUUUUUUAAGAGUAUAUAAAGAUGGUCGUAUUGAAAGGUACAUCCUCACAUCACGUGAAAAACCGGGUAAUGACCCAAUUACAGGAGUCCAGUCCAAAGAUAUUGUAAUAUCAACGGAUCCAGAAAUAUCGGGCCGAAUGUUCCUACCCAAGAUUGAAAAUAGGCCCAACAACGAUGAUAAUAGCCCAAAGAAAAAUGGUAUACCAUUACUUGUUCAUUUUCAUGGUGGAGGUUUUUGUACUGGGUCAGCCUUUGGCCCAAUUACAAAACAAUAUUUGAAUAAUUUAGUUUCUAUGGCCCAAGUGAUGGCCUUUUCAGUAGAGUACAGGCUGGCCCCAGAGAGCCCAUUACCCAUUGCAUAUGAUGAUUGUUGGGCCGCUUUUAAAUGGAUAGCAUCUCAUGUAAAUGGUAAUGGGCCGGAUCCAUGGUUGAAUGAGUAUGUGGAUUUUGAUAGGGUUUUUUUAGGUGGAGAUAGUACUGGAGCUACUAUAGCUCAUGAUGUUGCAAUUAGAGCUAGUGUAGAACCUUUGGAGGGAUUGAAUUUUGUAGGAUUACUAGCUAUUCACCCGUAUUUCGGGUCGAAAGAACCCGAGAAGUUAAUAAAAUAUUUGGACCCGACCAGUAGCGGAUGCGAUGACGACCCUAGGAUGAACCCGGGUGUGGAUCCAAGAUUGUGUAAGUUGGCAUGUGAAAAGGUGUUAGUUUGUGUGGCUGAAUAUGAUAAGUUUAAGGAUAGAGGAAUAACUUAUGCUGAAAACUUGGAAACAAUGUGGGAAGGAAAGGUUGAAAUUGUGGAGACAUUAGGUGAAGGCCAUUGCUUUCAUGUGCUAGAUGCUACUUCCCCAAAUAUUGAGCAUUUCAUGGCAAAGUUGGCCUCUUUCAUAAAAUAG